Molecule: messenger RNA, 2191 nt
Organism: Xenia sp. Carnegie-2017
Lineage: Eukaryota; Metazoa; Cnidaria; Anthozoa; Malacalcyonacea; Xeniidae
Product: bifunctional coenzyme A synthase-like
Exons: 6
Coding region: 150-1742 (530 amino acids)
Biological process (GO): coenzyme A biosynthetic process
Molecular function (GO): dephospho-CoA kinase activity; ATP binding
Source: RefSeq, a predicted model, not a curated record
AUAAUUUUCUUCACACGGUCGUCUUACUUCUAAAACGAAGGAGAACCUGACUCACUCUUCAUCUUCGUUCGUUAUUCAGAUGUUUUUAUGUGACAAAACUCACAAGGAUAAAAGCUUGAUGUGACAAUAAGAAUUUCUCGUAUCAAAGAAUGGCCCAGACUGGUGUACUCAUUUUACGGCCUUACAGGAAUGAAAUAGGACGGCUGUUUCAAAGUUUGAAGGCAUGUUCCCACUACGUGCAACGUGUUCUGUACGUUGAUUUCAACUGUAUUUCACUUUUUGAACCCGACGGCACUGUCGGGGGAACAUUAUGUCGACAGGAAAUGUAUUCAGUGAUGGAAAUGGUUUAUAAAUCCAAAGCAAAGGAAUUAGAGAAGCUUGACAUAAGGUUUUUACUUGAAAGCAGAAGAAGUACUUCGUCAGCAUCAGCAACUUGUGAACGCCGAACUUUCAGCCAUAAUUUGGAUGUUGGACUUCUGUAUACUUCGUAUCAAAAUCAGAUCAACGUCGAGAUGUUAUGCAAUAGAUAUGGCUUUAGAAAUAUAGAUUCAUUACAGUUCCUUGAUGAUAACAUGUACAGCAACGCUGGAUUGACAGACGAACUGCUAGAACAAGACAAAGAAGUGAAGGAGUACGAUACUGUUGCCGUUAAAGGCACAUUUGACAGAAUCCAUAAUGGUCACAGGCUACUGCUGAGUACGUCCUGCUUUUUGGCAAUGUCAAAAAUUGUUGUUGGUGUUAGUAACGACUUUUUAUUGGUCAAUAAAACCUUACUGGAACUUAUCGAACCAUUGGAUUUACGUAUGAAGAAUGUUACAGAAUUUAUUGAAGAUAUUAAGCCUGGUCUUGUUAAAGAUAUAGUCCCAUUAUGUGACCCUGCUGGUCCCACAAAAACAGAUGCAACUAUUGAUUGCUUGGUCGUUAGUGAUGAAUCACGGAAUAGUGGGCAAGUAGUGAAUAUAUUACGGAAGGAUGCAAAUUUGCCUGAAGUGGAAUUGUUCUCCAUUGAUCUUGUCAGUAAUGAAGAUGUCCAAAGCUCAAAUGCUUCAAAACUCAGUUCCACAGCAAGGAGAUACAAUGAUCUUGGUGUGCUCAUUCGCCCUCCAAAAAGAAAUUCUUCUCAUUCAGUGGUGUACGUUAUUGGUUUGACUGGUGGAAUUGCUAGUGGAAAAUCUUCUAUAGCUAAACGUCUUGAAAAGCUUGGCGCACAAAUAUUAUCUGCGGAUUUAGUUGGUCAUUCGGUUUACGAACCAGGAACUGAGGCAUUUAACGAAAUCAUUGAUGAUUUUGGCGUGGGUAUUUUGAAUAAGGACGGAUUCAUUGAUCGAAAAAAAUUGGGUAGCAUUGUGUUCGAUGACAGCCUUAAACUUCAAAAGCUCAAUGCUAUUGUUUGGCCGGCUAUUAUGAAAAUAAUUAAGCUUUGGAUCGAGGAAAUUUCUAAGAAAGGUGAUCAGGUCUGCGUAAUUGAAGCUGCUUUGCUUUUAGAAGCUGGUUGGGAUGAGGUAGUUGAUGAGAUUUGGGUGUGUAUCAUUCCUGAGGUGGAAGCCAUUAAACGCCUUGGAGAUAGAAAUGGAUUGUCGAUUGAUGAAGCAAAAAAAAGACUUUCAAAUCAGAUAACCAAUAAGGACCGUGUUUCUCAAGCAAAUAUUGUAUUGAGCACUCAGUGGGCCCCUGAAUACACUCAAAAACAAGUUGAGAAAGCUUGGGAAGGCUUACAUAAACGAAUUAAGGUUUCGCGAUAAGAUUUACUGUUUGUCGAGCUCAGGAAAAGGUUUAAUGAUCUCCUUUUCUUCGUUUGCUAUUUGUAGCAUCUAAAUCAACACGAAACCACAAUAAAUGAACUAGAAGAAAGCUAUAUUUUAAAUCAAUUUUUUACACAUUUUUUGUCAACCAUUUGUGCUUGAAUAUCUAUGCUAAAGUGUCGUUAUUUCUGAAGAAGAAUUGACGAUAUGGUGGGUAGGGCAAAGCUUGCAAACGACUUUGCGAACAAAGAUUGUUUUUUUGCACUUUGACAAACUUCUCGAAGAGACGGCAACUUAAGCAGAAUUUGAGCAAAUCUGUUUGUUUUCUCUGGAUAUGAACAUUUGAUAUAGUCUUUAAGACAACGUAUUCCUUGGUUGAGGCUUUCCUCGACGGCAUCGUAGUCGCGUAAUUUCGAACAAAAUUCUAUAAAAAAAAACAGUCGUUAAAA